AUGGACGGUGACACCGGCGGAGAAUCAAAAACCGGCGAGGCUGUGACGACGACGCCGCCGCCGCCGCGGAAUCCUCACCCAGCGACGUUGCUUAGCGGGAACGCUUUACCGCCUCCUUUCCUCAGCAAGACGUAUGACAUGGUGGAAGAUCCGGCGACGGACGCGAUCGUCUCCUGGGGUCCGGCGAACAAUAGCUUCGUCGUCUGGGAUCCGCCAGAGUUUUCCCGUUCCCUUCUUCCCAAAUACUUCAAACACAACAAUUUCUCCAGCUUCGUUCGUCAGUUGAAUACCUAUGGAUUCAGGAAAGUGGAUCCAGAUCGUUGGGAAUUCGCAAACGAAGGUUUCUUAAGAGGCCAAAAACAUCUCUUGAAGACUAUAAGCCGGAGAAAAUCUGCACAGGGACAUGGAAGUAGUAGUAGCAGUAAUCCACAAUCCCAACCCCAUCAGUUAUCUCAAAGUCAAGGCUCAAUGUUAUCUUCAUGUGUGGAGGUUGGGAAAUUCGGGCUCGAGGAAGAGGUCGAGCAGCUUAAAAGAGACAAAAACGUGCUGAUGCAAGAGCUCGUCAAGCUACGCCAGCAGCAGCAAUCAACAGACGGCAAGCUUCAGGGUAUGGUGAAAAGUCUUCAGGUCAUGGAGCAGAGGCAGCAACAGAUCAUGUCUUUCCUCGCUAAAGCUGUGCAGAAUCCAACUUUCCUCUCUCAGUUUAUACAGAAGCAGACCGAUGGUAAUAUGCAUGUAACUGAGGCUAACAAGAAGCGGAGGCUCAGAGAGGACGCUGAUGCUGCUACUACCUCUGCUGCUGAUGAGAAUGGACAGAUUGUUAAGUAUCAGCCACUUAGAAACGACUGGAACAUGAUGAAAACAGAUGAUAACUUUCCGUUUCUUGAUGGGUUCUCAUCGCCAAACCGUGUAUCAGGAGUCACUCUGCAAGAGGUAGCAUUGGAACAGCCUCUCUUGCCUGAUACGGUAAUGCCACAGUUGACACAAGAGAGCAAUAUCAAUGACUUCCCUAGAGAGAACUACAUGGAAACAGAGAAGGAUGAUGUUUCAGAGGCAUUCAUCUCUCCGAGCCCGUUUCUUGACGGUGGUUCAGUUCCGGUUGAGCUCGAGGGAAUACCUCAAGAUCCGGACAUUGAUGAGCUGAUGAGUAACUGUGAUUUGUUUGAAGAGUAUCUGGCACAAAGUCCGGUUCUUGGAGAUGAAACAACACUAGAGAGCAGCGACACUAAUGGUGGUCGUAUGGAUAAGCUUAUAGAGGAGUUGGGUCUUCUUACAUCAGAGACAGAGCAAUUGUAA
Messenger RNA from Microthlaspi erraticum, 1296 nucleotides. Lineage: Eukaryota; Viridiplantae; Streptophyta; Magnoliopsida; Brassicales; Brassicaceae. The record is from the annotation of a GenBank genome assembly.